UACGCCAGCUUGAUGCUAGUCCGCUAACUUCAGUGUGGCCAGCCAACCGAAGCAUGAGGUCCGCGUUGUGUCCAUUUUAUCUCUUUGGCUUUAAACGGUGAACAUGUCACCUCGAGAGUGAAGGAACGGUCGGUAUUUUUGGGGGGUGGGGGGUUUCGAUUUCAGUCUGUAUGAAACGGAAACGCUUCCGUUCGAGAACGACGAAGUGCUCCGUCCGUCUCCCUCACCUCCUCCGCUAGCGUCCUGUGACGGCUUCUGCCUAGGAUGUGAUUGUGAAUAACCGCCGUCGAGGGGAGUUAUAAUUGACAUUAUCGCAGCUGAAUGGCCGUAGCACCGGCCUGUCACUGUUUGUUUCACGCCCGCCUGCUCUUGCUCCGGUAGCCGUUUGAGUUCAGCGACGGGAGGGACGUUUUGCUGGCGGAUUGAGGGAAGAGACCGCAUCCGCAGCACUUUAGUUCAACGUCUGAAAAACAAGAUGUCUUUCUUCAAUUUUCGGAAGAUAUUCAAGCUGGGACCGGAUAAGAAGAAGAAGCAGUACGAACAUGUACACAGAGACGUGAACCCGGAGGAAAUUUGGGAAAUAAUCGGUGAGCUGGGAGAUGGCGCUUUUGGGAAAGUGUACAAGGCUCAAAACAAGCAGAACGGGACCCUUGCCGCUGCUAAGGUGAUUGACACAAAGACGGAAGAUGAAUUGGAGGAUUACAUGGUGGAGAUUGACAUUCUGGCCUCCUGCAACCACCACCACAUUGUCAAACUGCUAGAUGCUUUCUACUUUGAAGGCAAACUUUGGAUUCUGAUUGAGUUCUGUGCUGGCGGUGCGGUCGAUGCCAUCAUGCUGGAACUCGAGAGACCCCUGACUGAGCCCCAGAUCCGGGUGGUGUGUAAGCAGACUCUGGAUGCCUUGACGUACCUUCAUGAGACCAAGGUCAUCCACAGAGACCUGAAAGCUGGAAACAUCCUCCUCUCCCUGGACGGAGAAGUAAAACUCGCUGAUUUCGGUGUGUCGGCUAAAAAUACCAACACAUUACAGAGAAGAGAUUCUUUCAUCGGCACUCCGUAUUGGAUGGCUCCGGAGGUUGUGAUGUGUGAAACUUCCAAAGAUCGUCCGUAUGACUACAAGGCCGAUAUCUGGUCCCUGGGGGUGACCCUCAUAGAGCUGGCACAGAUCGAGCCGCCCAACCACGAGAUGAAUCCCAUGAGGGUGCUGCUGAAAAUAGCCAAAUCUGAACCGCCCACUCUGAUGCACCCCUCUCGCUGGUCGCCAGAAUUCAAUGACUUCCUGCGAAGAGCGCUGGACAAAAAUGUGGACAAUAGGUGGAAUUCAACACAGCUACUGCAGCAUCCUUUUGUGACCAGCGUGACUGACAGCAGACCUCUUAGAGAGCUCAUAGCCGAAGCCAAAGCUGAGGUCACAGAAGAGAUUGAAGAUGGCAAAGAAGAGGAAGAGGAGGAGGAACCUGAUACUCCUGCGGCAGUUCCUGGGCACAAAAGAGCACCAUCAGAUGUCAGCAUGGCCAGUUCAGAGGAAGAAAAAGUCCCACCUACUCCAUCCAACCUGGAAUCUGUUACAGAAAAAAUUGAAGCUGAGCCUGUGGAAGACCGGAGCAGCGAUAAGCUCUCGGACGAAGGACUCGGAACAAGUGAAGUGGACAAAAUGGAGGACGAGAAGCUCAAUGAAGUUUCUGCCAGUAACGAGGAUCUGACCCCUGCACCAACAGAGACGAGCAGAGACCUGACUUCACAGGAUUCUGCAAAGGUUCAACUAGAUGUUGAUCAAACUGAAGAGAUCUCCGGUGAGGCGGCAGUGUCAAAGCCAGAUGAAGCUGUGGAUUCCCAAAAACCUCCCUCAGAAGUUGAAGAAGCUGAGGAACCGAAGGAGACAUCGGAGAAAAUGGACAUAGAGGAGGAUACUACCCAAGACAAAAUGAAGCUAGAUGAAGAUAAACAGCAGGCAGGUGAAGGCGGUGCUGCAGAUUCAGUUGAAUCACAAGAAAUCCCUGAAGGUACAACAGCAGAUGAAGUAGCAGUGGGUGAGGAAGAAAGCAAAGAUUUAAAGAAGGAGAUCGCCGAACACAUGACAGUGACAGAAGACCGAAUCAAAAACAUCACCGAUGAGACUGUUGAAAAUGUUGAUACCAAUAAUUCACAGUCAAAUUUAAUAGACACAAAAAUAAAUGGAGACAUAGACAUCAAGUCUAGUGUAGAGGAGUCUCCCACUGAGGCUGUUUUAGAAAACAGAAGCACAGAAAAUCAGUCAGAGGAGACAAAAGACGAAGUCCCCAAAGAGUCCGAGCUGCCAAAACAAAAAAAUGAGAGCAAAGUGGAGGAAGAACUCGAGGAACAAGCACCAAGUGAAUCUAAUCAAAUCAGCGAUGACGUCAAAGUCACAUCAGUAGUUUCUGAACAUGGAGUUAUCUCUCAGGAUGUCUCGGUUAAGGAAGAUGGAGAAAAGGGUACUCAGGCAGAUGAGGUCACCUCACAAGACGGCGUCUCUGUCCAGGAGAGUGAAACCGACUCAGAAAGCAGGAUAGAGCACGGAAGCCCUGCUGUGGCCAAGUCAGAUGUGGAGAAGGACUCUGACUCAGGGAGCAGCUCUGCUGCCGAUAGCAACAGCCUCGACCUUAAUCUGUCCAUCUCCAGCUUCCUGUCCAAGAGCAAAGAGGGAGGCUCUAUAUCUAUGCAGGAGUCAAAACGUCAGAAGAAGACUCUGAAGAAGACCCGGAAGUUCAUGGUAGAUGGUGUGGAGGUCAGCGUGACAACAUCAAAGAUAGUGACGGAUAAUGAUGCCAAAAGUGAGGAGAUGAGGUUCCUGAGGCGGCAGGAGCUGAGAGAGCUUCGCCUCCUUCAGAAAGAGGAGCAAAGGGCCCAGCAGGAGCUGAGUAACAAGCUGCAGCAGCAGAGAGAACAAAUCUACCGGCGCUUUGAACAGGAAACUACUGCAAAGAAACGUCAGUAUGACCAAGAGGUGGAGAACCUUGAGAAGAAGCAGAAGCAGACGAUAGAGCGACUGGAACAGGAUCACACCAGCCGGCUUCGAGAUGAAGCCAAGCGCAUCAAAGCGGACCAGGACAAAGAGCUGUCCAAGUUCCAGAACAUGCUGAAGAACAGGAAGAAGGAGGCCGUUCAGGAGGUCGGACAGUCACCCAAACACAUGAGAAAAGAGCUCAUGAAACGCUUAAAAGAGGACCUGGCACUCCUCCAGACUGCAGAGGCAGUGGCCCAGGUUAUGAUACAGUCUUUUCAGUUAUCCUCAUGCGCACUCUUCAACGCUCAGAUGCAGGAUGAGCAGGAGUUCCUGCAGAAGCAGCAGCAGGAGCUGGACGGCGCUCUGAAGAAAAUCAUCCAGCAGCACAAACUAGAAAUAGCCACCAUCGAGAGAGACUGCCUCAACCACAAACAGCAGCUGCUGAGAGCACGAGAGGCAGCAAUGUGGGAGCUGGAGGAGCGCCACCUGCAGGAGAAGCACCAGCUGCUCAAGCAGCAGCUGAAAGACCAGUACUUCAUGCAGAGACAUCAGCUGCUGAAGCGGCAUGAAAAAGAAAUGGAGCAGAUGCAGCGCUACAACCAGCGGUUGAUAGAGGAGCUGAAGAACAAACAGAAUCAAGAGAGGGUCCGCCUGCCCAAAAUCCAACGCAGCGACGCAAAGACUCGCAUGGCCAUGUUCAAGAAGAGCCUCCGCAUCACCGUCGCCGCGGCCAUGACGCCAGACCAAGAGAGGGAACGCAUAAAGCAGUUUGCCGCGCAGGAGGAGAAGAGGCAGAAGAGCGAGAGGCUCAAUCAGCACCAGAAACACGAGAACCAGAUGAGGGAUCUGCAGCUGCAGUGCGACUCCAACAUCCGCGAGCUGCAGCAGCUGCAGAACGAGAAAUGCCACCUGCUUAUUGAACACGAGACCCAAAAGCUGAAGGAGCUGGAUGAAGAGCACAGCCAGGAGAUAAAAGACUGGAGAGAGAAGCUGAGACCUAGGAAGAAGGCGCUAGAGGAGGAAUUCACGCGGAAGCUCCAGGAGCAGGAAGUUUUCUUCAAGAUGAGCGGGGAAUCCGAAUGCCUUAACCCCACCACCCAAAGCCGGGUGUCCAAAUUCUACCCCAUCCCAAACCUGCAGAACUCAGGUUUAUAGCCUCGUGUUUAUGUUCCUCAAAUUGAACUCCAGUCAAACUUUUAUCUCCCGCCCACCCCGUAUCCCUGAUGGGAGUUUUUUUUUGUUGUUGUUCUUUUUGUCUCUGAUAAACAUCGAAAUGUAAUUUGUGCUUUGAUUCUACAGUCAGUGAGCUUGAUGUGCCUACACAACGUUCUCUCACUUAAAAGCAUUUUCUCAGCCUGCUGGGAAAUAUCUAAGUAAUAUGCACUUUUUUGAGCAUGAGAAGACUUCCAAGGUUUGCGGUUGUUAGCUAAGAUCAGCCAUGCUUGUCAGAAUAUUAUAAGCACAGCCUGCAACAGCAUAAAUAAUCUCCAGUGCCUCACACACACACACACACACACCCCCACACACCCCCUCCACACCCCAUUUCUGACAUUUUUACCACUCGCAGUAAAUAAAUGAAACCCUUGGAUGUUUUGCACUUAAAGCGAUUGUCCCUGUUGCAUUUCACAUUAGCUGGUGAUCAAAUCCAUUUGGGGAAAAAAAAAAAUCUGUGGCUGCACGUAAAGUAGAUCUGGGAGUAGAAAAGAGGAGUGUAUUUACUGUGCAUACUGGAUCUAAUGUUAUCAUAGGGCAUAAAAAAAAAAAUUGUCAUAAAGCUGUAUCCAAAAAACUAGAACGUACCGUUUUCGUGUGACUACAGAAUAAUCAAGAAGUGUGCUUACCAACAGCAUUUCUGUCUCCUCCAGAGACAAAUUGAUGUAUUUAUUUAUGACAUACUGUUACUCUCCCUCGCCCCAAAGUGCUGUAAACACCGUCAUCCUGUUCAAAGAAUAGAAAUAAGGUCACUUAUUUGGAGCAGCGUUCGCACAAACAAUGGUUUGUUGUAAAGUUUGAAUUGUAAAGGAAUGUAACUGCACUGGUUCGCCACUUGAGUUAAAGAAUAUUCAUGAAGGUUCAGAGACUUGAUCCUUUGCCUCACAGAAGCCUAUCGAAACUCCAGAUGACUGUAAUGUUUCAGAGUUUUUCCUGUUUAAUUAUUGCGCUCGGUUUUAUUUUUAUUUUCUUGCAUCGUUUUAGUUUCUCUACCUUGAUGCUGCCGUUGCUUAUCAGAGUACCCGUUACUGUAUGGAUGUCAGCAUCUGAAGCUUUCAGCUGUAUGUUACAUCAUCAUAUUCAUUUGUUGCUGCUCUGUGGUAUAUUUUCUAUAAGAUGACUUGAACAUCAGUUUUUUAUGAAUGCUGGAUUUUUCUUAGAUUUCUUUUUUUUCUUCUUUACAUUUUUCUUUUCAGUUGCAUCGUUUUCAAGCGUCACUCUCCCAUCAUGAAUAUUCCUAUAAUAUGCAUUUUUUGAUGUCAGAUCUAAUGUAUUUAAUGCAUCUUUAUAAAAUGCCCAUUUUCUUUUCUUGUAAAUAAAACCCUGACUGUUUAUUUUAA
Molecule: messenger RNA, 5517 nt
Organism: Xiphophorus hellerii (green swordtail)
Lineage: Eukaryota; Metazoa; Chordata; Actinopteri; Cyprinodontiformes; Poeciliidae
Gene: slka
Product: STE20-like kinase a
Exons: 20
Coding region: 476-4120 (1214 amino acids)
Biological process (GO): protein phosphorylation
Molecular function (GO): ATP binding; protein serine/threonine kinase activity
Source: RefSeq, a predicted model, not a curated record